AGUUGCUGCGGAAAGCUAUGGAACACUGCAUACUGUAAAUAAAGUCUGUGACGCCAACUGACGAAUAAAGUUUUUAUUGAACGAUUUAAAAAUUUAAUUUCAAACGUGAUAACCUAGGAAAAAAGUUUUAAACUAACAAUGGCACAAACAGAAGAUACUGAACUUAGGGAUUUGGUUAUUGAAGCUUUAGAAAAGAACGGUUCAUUAGCGAAAAUCCGCGCGUUGCUGCGUGCUAAUGUUUUUCUAGCAUUUGAAGACGAUUUUGAUAAUAUUCGACAAAAUGCGAGUUUAGACAAUGUGCUAAAGUUACCUGAAGGUAUACUUGCAUUGUCAGUUGUACACGAGUUUUUAGAGUUCUGCAACUUAAAAAACACUUUGUUCGUGUAUAUGUCAGAGUCGCGACAAGGAAAAGAAUACAACUACGAAGGAAAACAUUAUCUCAAUGAGAAACUGAAUUUAUAUAAACAGGAUGUAAGGGAACCCAUAUUAAUAACACUUAUUAAAUUGUUUAAUCAAAGCAAAUAUUUUGAUCAACAUGGAAAUGGCGAAAGCAGAAAGCAAGUAAAACUUGCCAGCAACUAUAGAGACGACGAAAAUUGUACUUACAUAGUCCAUGAAGAUUCCCAGGGUAGUACUACAAGUAAUUCCCAAUCGGACAAUAUGUCUGAUGACAAAAAUAAAUUGCAUUUAAGACUGCAACUGGACAACUCAGAUACUGAUACUUCAAGUGACUCCGCAAGAGAAAAGUCCAGGUCAGAGUACAUUCCUAGUGAACAUUUUAAAAGAAGUGAUAAAAAUGUAAUACAACAUACCUCAAAAGAACACAGUGACAUGGUUCAUGAUAAGAGAAGUGAUAUAAUUACUCAUAAGAAACAGCAAAACAUAUUGCAUGAUACUCUAAAAGAUCUCAAGAUUACUAACAGCAGUAGCGACUCUACCUCAUAUGUGGAACUUAAGCCCUAUAAUGAUUUUGAUGGAAAGAUACUUAAUACAGAAAAUGUAACUGUAGUUAAGAAACAAGAUAAUAAAAAUAAUUCACCCAGGUCAUCUACUAAGAACAAUUCACAUUCGAAAAGUAUUGAAGGUGCAAAAUCUGCUUCGUCAAGUAAUGCUUCAUCGUUAUCUUUUAAAGAUGAGCAGAUUAAAUCCAAUAAAGACCAUACAUCACCACAAGCAUCAAUAAAAUCAGAUGUAGAUACAGCAGAAUACAGCUACGAUUUUGCUUCAUCACCUUCAUUAAAAAAUAUAGAUAAACCAAAACUUACAAAAGCAGAUAGUACAUCUCAUACAUUAGAGACUGUUGAAGGAAAAUAUAGUCCAAAUAAAAAUCUAUCUGUUGAGAGUCAGCAACAUAGCUCGCACAGCUCUGUUUCUAUUUCUGAUGUUGCUGAUUUGAUUAGCGAUAAAAGCUCAUCAGCAGGUAAUCAGUCAAGGAAUGAUAAAUCAACAGAUCACAAGUCCAGUUUAUCCAGUCGACAUUCUAAGAAAAAGUCUCAAAGCCAUCAAAGUAAGAUAAUGAGUGAUGAUUCUGGAGAUUUUACAGAAUCACCAGUUCCUUCUCUUUCUAAUUUAAGUUUGGAUAUUCACAGUGACUGAGACUCGGAAAGGAAAUGUUACUUACUAGUUUUAGCACCUAGAUAUAUAAUAAUAUUUUAAUAUGAAGCAUUUGUAAUUUUUAGGAUGUCAAAGUUCCUCAAAGUUUCAGUGAAAUUAUUUAGUUAAUCAAAUUUGGGUACUAAUGUAAUGUUGCAUAGUGAUUGUGUCACUCCAUAUAAUGUGUAAUUUUGGUAUUAGAGCAAUCUAUGCUUUCUAAUAGAUGAUAAGUUAGUUAUAUAAAGAAUGAAAGCAAUUGUUUUACAAAUAAGUAAUUAACUGAUAGAUUUUGUCAAUUGUCAGACCAUAGUCUUCACUUGAUGUUUGAGAAGCUCAAAUUAUGGCUGUUAGUGUAUAUUUGGGUUCAAACUCAAAUUAUGUGAUGGUAUGAAGUAAGAAGCUAUGUAUUUUUUUACUAAGACAUUUUGUCAAGUGGUUGUGCCUUAAUUUUUACUAAAUUGCAAAUAGAUUCUCAAAAAGUCAGCAUACUCUAGUCCUAAAGUGUACAGGUUCCGUCCAAAUUACUCCAAUACAAAACCUGAUCUUGUGUGUGAGUGUGUGAUAAGGUGUUACAAACAGUAUCAAUAAAUAUUAAAAAUA
This is a messenger RNA of Manduca sexta (tobacco hornworm), 2193 nucleotides long. Its product is annotated as centrosomal protein 43-like. The transcript has a single exon. Bases 139 to 1596 code for a protein of 485 amino acids. The record is from RefSeq and is a predicted model, not a curated record. Lineage: Eukaryota; Metazoa; Arthropoda; Insecta; Lepidoptera; Sphingidae. Gene Ontology annotation, cellular component: centrosome.